Messenger RNA from Megalobrama amblycephala (Wuchang bream), 2982 nucleotides. RefSeq names its product integrin alpha-L-like. Gene Ontology annotation, cellular component: integrin complex; external side of plasma membrane. The record is from RefSeq and is a predicted model, not a curated record. Gene Ontology annotation, biological process: integrin-mediated signaling pathway; cell-matrix adhesion; cell adhesion mediated by integrin. The coding region runs from base 64 to 2385 and encodes 773 amino acids. The transcript has 19 exons. Lineage: Eukaryota; Metazoa; Chordata; Actinopteri; Cypriniformes; Xenocyprididae. Gene Ontology annotation, molecular function: integrin binding.
AGCCACAGAUUACACACACUCCCUACAGACCCCAAAGCGGAGGAGUUCUGGCUCUGAUCCGAAAUGAGUUUCUAUGAUGAAAUAAACAGGAAUCACACACAGACCAGCAGCAGAAACAGCAGGAUGGAGACGCACAGCUGGAUUCUCUUCAUGUGGGCGUCUCUUUCAGAGGCCUUCAAUAUCGACACUGAACAUCCACUGAGAUUUAACGGCGCGGCAGAAGAUUUCUUUGGUUACAGCGUUUAUCAGUCUGAGUUUGAAAACAGGAAACAGAUCAUCGUUGGAGCCCCAUUAAAAAGAAACUCAGCAGGUGAAAUUUACAGCUGCACAGUAGAUCUGCGUUCCUGCAGACCGCUGCACUGGCCAGGCUCAGAGAGCGUCCGGUUCUUCGGCAUGUCUGCUGCUGUGUCGUCUGCUCCUGUCGGACGCUUGACUAGCUGCAGUCCGUAUCUUCCUCAUGAGUGUGAUGGAAACUCAUAUCCGAACGGCAUCUGCUUCCAGUUCAACAGCGGUUUACAGGCCGUCUCAAACUUUACUGUUGCUUACCAAGAAUGCACGAAGAGAGAAGUCAAUCUGGUGUUUCUCUUUGAUGGAUCCGCCAGUAUGAGAGACAAAGAAUUUGAAAUGAACAAAAAAUUAAUUAUAGAUGUUAUGAAAAAACUUUCAAACUCCUCCAUAAAGUUUGCUGCUGUCCAGUUUUCAUCUGCAUUCAGAACUGUGUUUGACUUCAAUGACUAUCAGAACGGCUCCGCUGAAGAGAAACUCAUGAAAGAGAAACACAUGAAAGCUCUCACAAGUACACGCAGAGCAAUCAAAUAUGCCUUAACCACUCUCCUGAAUAAUCCGUCAUCUGGAGCCGAUCUCAGCGCUCAGAAAGCCCUGGUGAUCAUCACAGAUGGAGACCCCACUGAUCCAGAUGCUGAAAAUAUCAUCCUUAAAACAUGUGAUGAGCAAAAUAUCCUCCGCUACAUCAUUGGGGUGGGAAAGGUUAACUUAACCGGACUCACUCAACUGGCUUCAGAACCAAAACCAAAAAACACCUUCUACAUUCAAGACUACAGUGGACUCGAAGGACUUCUUGACAACCUGCAAAAAAAGAUUGAAGGGUCAAAGGACAGCAAAUACGGACAGAAAGAGUUAUCACAAAGUGGAUUCAGUGUCCUCUACCACAAGGACUCUGUGAUUGUGGGUUCGGGUGGAUCUAAUGACUGGCGUGGAUCUCUGUAUGAAGUGACGGGAUCAGGAUCUGGAUUCAAAGAGACGGAGAUUAAGGAUCCAGCUGUCAGUAAAGACUCAUACAUGGGUUACUCUGCUGUGAUGGGAAUGAGAGGCGGCGUCUCUCUUCUGUUCUCUGGGGCGCCGCGGGCCGAACACACGGGUCUGGUUACCCUCUUCACCAAGAAUGAAGGCGCAUGGACAGUGACGGGGAACAUCACCGGAGAACAAAUUGGAUCAUAUUUCGGAGCGUCUCUGAGUGUGUUGGAUCUGGACUCGGAUGGAGACUCAGAUUUCCUUCUGGUCGGAGCUCCGUUAUUUCAUCAGUCUCAGCUGAGGGCAGAAGGGAGGCUGUACGUCUAUGCUUUAUCAGAGGAGUAUUUUCAGAAGACACUGAACGUGAGUGAGUCAAACACAGGCAGAUUUGCAGCAUCUUUGGCUUCACUAAAGGACCUGAAUGGAGACAGCCUGUCAGAUGUGGCAGUCGGAGCACCACUUGAGAAUGAUGGUGAGGGAGUCGUCUACAUCUACCUGGGCGACAAGACAUGUGGAAUAAACCCCGAACACGCUCAGCGGAUCCCAGCGCGGUCGGUUCUGCCCGGUCUGAAGCAGUUUGGAGUGUCUCUGUCCGGUCAGAUGGACAUGAGCUAUGAUAAUCUGACAGAUGUCGUGAUCGGAGCACAAGGAGGGAUUGUGCUGCUCAAGGCUCGUCCUGUGAUGUCUGUAUCUGCACAGCUCAGUUUCAGUCCCAGUGAAAUCAGUCUGACCAACUUUGAAUGCCCGAGUGACAAAGAGUUAAACGCGUUUAAUCUCACUUCGUGUUUGACGGUGGCCGAGCGGACCAGUAGCAGCGGAUCUCUCAAGAAGAACCUGACUGUGUCUCUGAACCUGAAUGUGGACGUGAUGAGAGGAAUCAAUCGAGGAUUCUUCGUUCAGAAUGAUUUGUCAUCCAAGACUCUGCAGCAGUUCGUCCUGCUGGAUUCUGGGACCUCCUGUUUCAGCUUCCCCAUUUUCAUGAAGCGCUGCACUACCGACACAGUGUCUCCUCUGAAGAUACAAAUUAAUUUCUCACAAACCAAGACGUUUUCUGAAAGCUCCAUGGCUAUUCUUGACAUCCACAGCAGGACGAAGGAGUAUGUCGAGGUGCCAUUUCAAAGGAACUGUAAUUGAAACAACAGCUGUGUGGCCGAUCUGAAGCUGAACUUCAGUUUACGUGAGAAACAACUGAAAAAUAAAUCCAGAAUGAUAUUAAUGUGAAAUAUGAUUGUAAAUGCUUCUGAAUUCUGCCAUCCUUCAUCAGCUUUUAUUUUUUCCUGUUGUAAUAAAACAUGAGAAUGUAAUGAAGAUUCUGCAUUCGGUCUGCAGGAACAGCACAUCAGUGGUUGAAGGAUCUGAAGAUUUUCAAUAGCAUCCUAUAAUCAAUCAUACAUACAGUUUUAUUUACUCUGUUUUUUAUAUGAUUUAAUUUUGUAAUCAUUUAUAAUCAUUAGUCAUUUAUGUAGUUGUCAUUCAUUUAUUCAUCUAUUGCUGUUUAAGUGUUACAAUUGUGUGGUUUAAAAGGAUGUUUGUCUUCAUGGUAGGAUGAUAAGAGAAUGUUUCCAUUUCAAGGUUUUAAACGUCACAGGACGAUGUUGUGAAGCAGUAAUUUUCCAUUGUUUUUCCCUUAAUAUAAUAACACUUGUUGGAAUUGUACUGGCCAGGAGAAUUCUGAGCAUUGAGAUAUACGCAAUUAAGAUUAUUCAAUAAACUUUGCUAUUUUUAUCAUCA